This is a messenger RNA of Nylanderia fulva, 3463 nucleotides long. Lineage: Eukaryota; Metazoa; Arthropoda; Insecta; Hymenoptera; Formicidae. The record is from RefSeq and is a predicted model, not a curated record.
GUCGACUGACAGCCGAACCGUGCUUCAGUCGGCCGGCGAACUCGCGUGCCGAGCCUUCGCGUCCGCUGACGUUCCUCUCUUUCUUUCUCUCUUUCUCGUCAUUGUCGCGCCCUAGCACCCGCGCCGGUUCGUAUACGCGACACGUCGUCGCGCGAUCGCGAUCGCGAGCCAGGAAUUUUCGAGAGAGAUGAAAUCUCGAAAAGGUCCGUCCUGAGGUGGAUCGUGGAUGAAGAGCGAGGGUCGUUCGAGAAAAUAAAAAUUGCCCGCAUCCUUGCGCGAAGUCCAACGAGGAUUCUCGCGACCGGAUAACCCGACUCGAAGACUCGUUAGAUGUAUGAAUAGUGCUCGAAGUGGGAUUUUGGAGAAAGUGAGUUUGUGCAGUGCGCGAUGUUCGGCUUGUCGGAUGAUAUUCGAAAGCACUUGUCAAAAUCCGGCCGGUGGGCUUAAUAGUAGAACGAGUAUCAAUAUCGAACGUAAAUGUUUCUGCGAGGCUCUGUUAAAUUAUACAAAUGUAAAAGGUACAUUUAAAAAAAUAUCGGAACCGUGCACGUCAUCCCCCGAGAAUCUAAUCCAAGAUCUUUCUCGACGAUAUCGUGUGCAUUCGAUUAUCGAAGAAUAAAGUAAAUUGCAGAAAAUCAGCCGUCACAAUUUAUCAGACAGCAGAUGAGUAAAUCCUUCGCGAAGAUACGCUGUUUGAAAAGAUAUCGAUGAUCCAGGGCGAGUAGAAAAAUUUCUCAUCACGAUCCACUAAACUUCAUCACGUACGAGAUUAACAAUAUCACGGUGUAUGGUCAGCAAGCUCGGGGUAUGAUGAAUCGUUCGUGAAAACCUAUGAAACGUUAUUGAAAAGAUAUUAAUGAAACGCUGUAUCACGAUCCAUCGAGAUUCGUCACGUAUCACAUUGGUAAGAUCCAGUGGUAAUCUCCGUGCGCGAUGAAUCACUUCGAAACAUAUCAAUGACUUGAGGAACACCGGAAGAAUCCACGGAGAAUCCAAGAGGAUACACGUUCGUGAAAUUUUCUUCGUUCAGGGACUCGCGCGUGACGAAUCGUUCGGUACAACAUAUCUGCAACAUAUCCGCGAAUCGCUCUUUACAAGCGAGCAACAUAUCAUCUCAGUGUCUCUCGUGAGAAAAUAUAUAAUAUAACGUCGCGCGCGCGAAUCCUCUCUCUCUCUCGCGAGCUUUUUACGAGCGGUAGAUCAAUAGCCGUCGCCCGUGAUAGCCAUCGUAGUCCAGCGACCUGCAUUGUUUCACCGACUGGAAAAAUGCAUUUGCCAGCCGGCUCGCCGCGACGCGAUCCGUAGUUUCGACGACAAGUAGUAGUAACGGACAUUAGUCCGCCUGUCUGCUCGCGACGCGACGAGACUCGGCGGCGAGGCUCGGCCAAAUUUUCGGCAACGAUACCUGGUGUGAGUGUUUCCUGUACGGAGGUGCUAUCGAUCGGAUCCAAUCUUUGUCUCGAGUGGAAGAAACGAGAGCGAGACUCGUUAAUUGAAGGCCGAGACGAGAGGAGCGAGGCACCAGGCUUCGUAACGAUCCCGCGAAGAAUCCCGCUAGUAACGCAAAAAUGUAUCCCUGACUAAAUCGCGCCACGAACUUCGAUCUACGACCGAUCGUAGCGCGGUCGUCCCGAAACGAUCAUGCGAAUCUCCGAAAAUGCGCAGGACCAACAGCAACGGUCUCAAGCUCGACCUGACGGAGAACACGCCAGGUAGCUCGUUGUCGCGGCUGCCGAAUUUGGUCGAGCAUGCGGAGACCUGUCAGGCGUUGUCCGCCGGAACUGGUGAGAAUUUGAGCAGCAAGUUGCCUAACGUGGUCGAGGGCUCGAUGGACUAUGGUAGCGAGCGUAGGUCCUCCCGUUACCUGGAGUACCAAGAGAUCAAGUCCUAUCAGGAUCCCCAGUCGUCUGCCUCGGCGGCGCCGGCCUAUCACGAGGGGGCCUAUCACGACCAAUCGAGGGGAUACCGGAACUACGAUCGAAAGGCCGGGGUCGGCUUCGAUCGGGAUAACCUCGAGAGGUUCGACAACAGGAUCUAUCCGGAGGACGGGCUGAGAUACGCCGAUCGUCGCGUGGAUCAGCGAACCUACCAGGAAUCGGAUCUGGACGCGCCUUACGAUCGUAACGACGCGCAGAAGCUCAGCAGGGCUUAUCCGGAGCUUUCGGACUCGAGCAGACGAUACUCGCGCGAUCUGACCGAUUACGAGUACGCGUCGCGUUAUGCCGAGGAGACAUUGAAGCUGGAGCCCAAGAAGGAUCACCAUCAUCAUCAUCAUCCGGGUAAGAUCUACGAGCCGGCCGUCUCGAAGGGUUACGAGUCAGGUGUCAAGACUCACGAUUCUGCUUACGAUCUCGGUACCUGUUCCGGACAGCAAGAACCACCAGCCAGACAAUAUGAGAGCAAGUAUCACUCGGUCAGCAAGAUGUACGGCACUCUGCCUAGAUACGAGAGUACCAAGUCGUACGAGCCGACGUACGAGUCGAGGCCUACCUACGAGCCCAAGUACGACGAGCAGACGUACGAGGGCGGAAGUAAGGCCGGUUACGAGUCCAAGUACGGGUUAACGAGUUCCAAGAGCUACGAGAGGUCCAAGUACGAGAGUACCACGUCAGCCAGGUACCAGGACAAGUCUUACGAUCAGACUCUGAAGAUUGGCGAGCUGGGCUCGUCCUCGUCCGGUGCCUACGUCAGGAAGCAUCAGGAUCAGGAGGAGACUGGCGCCGAGAAGAUGAACGGAUACAGAAAAAGUAAUUUCGAAGCCUACGGGGUCUAUUCGGAUCCUGAGGACGAUCACGGCUUCUUGCCGGAUAAAAAGACCCCUCAGUACACUUACAAGGGCGUCGUGGUGAAUGCUAGCGGUGAGUCCGCAGUGGUCGAUCAGAAACGGUCCAAGGAUAUCAGACAAACCGAGGUGAUCAGAAGUCCUUGGUGCAGACCGACUAUAUUGCUGCUCCUGCUGGUGCUCCUGGUCGUCAUCUUCGUCUUCGUCGCUGGGAUAUUAUUGUAUUUUAAUUACAUGUCCUACAAGCCGCGUCAUCCCGUUAUCGAGGGUAAGGAUCUAACUUUCGCCAAUAAUAACGCGGAACCUUGCGAGAAGACUUACUGCGCUUGGGGCGCGACGUGCGUCGUGUCCGAAAACGGCAAGGGUGUGUGUCAUUGUCCUGCGGAUUGUCCUUUGACUCCCGAUCCUGUCUGCGGCUCCGACGACGUGACCUACACGAGCUACUGUCACCUACGACAGGCGAACUGCCUCAAGAGAAAAAACACCAGAGUGAAGAAUCAGGGCGCAUGCGAUCUUAAUCUCAACUGGCACUCGACAUCGAUAGCAGAAAAUAAUCCAAGAGAUGCUGAAGAGGUCAGCGAUACUGUGAUCGGCAAAUUUUCACAAUUUCACUAUCGAGUACGACGGAAAAUUGCAAUUUUCAUUGAAAAAAGAGAGACGGAGAUCGACAAAGAUAAAUAG